This is a messenger RNA of Rhinichthys klamathensis goyatoka, 4276 nucleotides long. Its product is annotated as NACHT, LRR and PYD domains-containing protein 12. The transcript has 15 exons. Bases 143 to 3982 code for a protein of 1279 amino acids. The record is from RefSeq and is a predicted model, not a curated record. Gene Ontology annotation, molecular function: protein binding; zinc ion binding. NCBI's taxonomy places the organism in Eukaryota, Metazoa, Chordata, Actinopteri, Cypriniformes, Leuciscidae.
GGGACAUUUUGCAAAUAUCUCCCUCUUUAGGGACACAGGCCUACAUCAUUAUUUUGGAGAAAAAUCACUACAAUUUGCAUAAUGUCACAUUUCAAAGGAAGUUGUUAGUGGCCACAUUACUGCAGGAAUCCAUUAAUCAAAAAUGAGUGCUGGAGAGAAUGAGGAUGGCUCUGUCCCUAUGAGCAGUCCAGAAGAAGACCUUCAUUCUGAACGCACCAAACAGGAGAGAUCAGACUCACCAACAUCACAUCUGUCUCUGAAGAGUACCAGAUCAAUCCCUCUACCACUGAACUUCAGUGAUGAAGCACAGACAAAUACAGAAAGCACCAAACAGGAGAGAUCAGACUCACCAACAUCACAUCUGUCUCUGAAGAGUACCAGAUCAAUCCCUCUACCACUGAACUUCAGUGAUGAAGCACAGAGAAAUACAGAAAGAACCAAACAGGAGGAAUCAGACUCAACAUCACAUCUGUCUCUGAAGAGUGGCAGAUCAAUCCCUCUACCACUGAACUUCAGCAGUGGACCACAGAAAAAUAUAAAAAGGAGGUUGUCUGUGGAAGAGACCCAAGACCAGGGGGAGUACAGACCUGCUAAAAGAGUCUGUCAGCAGCAUUACGGAGCUCCAGUGGUGUUCUGUAAGACAGAUAACAUGCACAUCUGUAGCAUCUGUAUGGGGCAAGAGCACCAAGGCCACAGUAAAUUCUACAUUGUGAAAUCGAAUGUUCCAGGAAGUCAAACCAUACUUCAUGAUAAGAUGGAGAACAUGGAAACAGAAUUCUUCAAAACCUUCAAAAGAGAACUAUCUGAGGAUUACCCAGAAUGCUUAGGGAAUCAGCCAGAGAAGCUCAGUCCCUCUGAUGCUGCUAAGAAACUAGUGGAGAGCUUUGGAGGAGAGGCAGCACUGAGGAUCACAUGGCACUUCGUGGCAAAUGCUAAUCCACUUCAAAAAAUCACAGAUGCCAAUAAAGCAAAGCUUAAGAACAAAUGUCAACAUUUAAAUGAAGGAAAUUCAUCUCAAGGUCAACAAUGUUUUUUGAAGGAUAUCUACACAGAUCUUUACAUGAGAGAUGGUGGAAGUGGAGAGAUAAAUAAUGAACAUGAGGUGCUGAGGAUUGAGGUGAUUUCACAAAACAGAAACACGCAAGGAACUUCAUUUGCAUGUAAUGACAUAUUCAAGACACUGCCAGGACAAAGAAAACAAAUCAGAACAGUCCUGACGAUGGGCAUAGCUGGCAUUGGAAAGCAUGUGUCGGUGCAGAAGUUCAUUCUAGAUUGGGCGGAUGGAAAAUCAAACCACACUCAAUUUGUUACAGUGCAAGAUAUCAACGUUAUCAUCCAUCUACCAUUUCGUGACCUUUUCCAGAAAAAGGGGAACUGUAGUCUUCUACAGCUGGUUCAACAAUAUGCUCCUGAGGUGAAAGAAGAAAAUCUUUCAAAACUGAAAGUGAUUUUUAUUUUAGAUGGUUUAGAAGUAUGUCAGUAUCCUCUUGAUUUCCAUAAGAAUGACUACUGCUCUGAUAUAAAUAAGAAAGUUAAUUUGGAUGUGCUGCUUACAAACCUCAUCAAGGGUAAUUUGCUUCCCUCUGCUCUCCUCUGGAUAACUACAAGACCUUCAACAGCCAAUAGGAUCCCUCCUGAGUGUGUCCACCAGGUCACAGAGAUUCGUGGGUUCAAUGACCAUCAAAAGGAAGCAUACUUCAGGAAGAAAAUCAGUGAUCAGAAGCUGGCAAGUGAAAUCAUAGCACACAUCAAAUCAUGUCAGAGCCUCUACAUCAUGUGCCACAUGCCCAUCUUCUGCUGGAUUUCUGCCACUGUGCUAGAAAAUAUGAUGAGUGAUGGAAACUCUGAUGAAAUACCCAGAACUCUAACUGAGAUGUUCACUCACUUCCUGCUCAUUCAGAUCAGUCUCAAGCAUAAGAAGUUCAAUGGAGCUGAUGCCAAUAAUCCAAAGAAACUGUCUGAAUUUGACAAAACAUUGAUUCUGAAACUGGGGGAACUUGCUUUCAAGCAAAUGGAGAAGCACAAUUUUAUUUUCCAAGAAGAGGAUCUAAAAAAAGGUGACAUUGAUGCGAGUCAAGCCUCAGAGUACUCGGUGUUCACAGAGAUUUUCAGAGAAGAGCUGGGAUUGUACAGGGAGAAGGUCUAUAGCUUUGUACACGUGAGCUACCAAGAGUAUUUGGCAGCGAUAUAUGCUCACUUUGCAUGUGUUAAUGAUGGGAAAAAUGUUCUUGAAAAAGACAAAAAGACAAAUCUUUCAAAUGUACAUCAGAGUGCAGUGGACAAAGCUUUAGAGAGCGAAAAUGGACAUCUUGACCUUUUCCUUCGCUUCCUUUUGGGUCUUUCUGUUGAGACUAACUGCAAUCUCCUGGAAGACCUUGUAACCAAAGGCAGUUCAUGUAAACCCUGUGUAGAUAAAAACUUGACAGUGUGUUACAUCAAAGAGAAGAUCAAACUGGUACAAUCACCAGAGAGAAUCAUCAAUCUGUUCCACUGUUUAAAUGAGCUGAAUGACAACACUCUUGUUAAAGAAAUUCAGACUGCCAUGAAAUCAGGAACACUCAGGGGUAGUGAGCUGGAGCCAGAGCAAUGGUCAGCACUGGCUUAUGUCUUGCUGAAAUCUGGGGAGGUAUUAGAUGAGUUUGACAUGAAGAAGUUCAACACAUCAACAGAAAACCAGAUAAGACUGCUGCCAGUGCUCAAAAUCUGCAAAAUGGCCAGACUAGAUUGUUGUAAUCUCUCAUCUGAGUCCUGUGGAAGAAUCGCCUCAGCUUUACAGUCAGUCAACUCACCCUUGAGAGAGCUGGAUCUGAGCAACAAUAAACUAAAGAAGUGUGGAGCAACCAUCCUCUUUUCUGGACUAGCAAGUCCACUUUGUCAAUUACAAAAACUGAAGCUGGCUGGCUGUGAUUUUCCAUCAGCAUUCUGUACAAAUCUAGCCUCAGCACUCGAAUCAACAAAUUCACUCCUGACAGAACUGAAUCUGAGCUACAAUACGAUAACUAAAAAUGGAGUAGAACAACUCUGUGCUGGACUUAUUAGUCAAAAUUGUAAACUUCAGAAACUCAAGUUAAAGCAAUGUGGUCUCCUAAAGGCAAGCUGUGCACAUCUAGCAUCAGUUCUGAAAUCAUCUUACUCAGACCUAAAGGAGCUGGAGCUGAAAAACAAUGAUCUGGGAGAUUCAGGAGUAAAUCAGCUCUCAAAAGGACUACAUGAUCCACAGUGUACAUUAGAGAAACUGGGUCUGUCGGGGUGUAUGAUCACAGAGGUGGGCUGCAGUUCCCUGGCCUCAGCUCUCAACUCAAAUGGUGGUCAUCUGAGAGAACUGGAUCUGAGCUACAACCACCCUGGAGACUUAGGGGUGAAACUGCUCUCUGAUAAAAAAGAUGAUCCAACCUGUAAACUGGAGAAACUAAAUGUUGAGAAAGGAGGAGAGUGUCGAACUAAUCCAGGUCUGAGAAAAUAUGCAUGUCAGCUCACUGUGGAUCCAAACACAGCACAUCCACUUCUGAAACUCUCCGAAGGAAACCAGAGAAUAUCGGAAACUACAGAGGAGCAGAAAUAUCCUGAGCAUCCUGAAAGAUUCAAACUGUACCCCAUGGCCUUAUGCACAGAGGCUCUGAAAGGUCGCUGUUAUUUUGAGGUGGAGUGUAACGGUGGAGUUGGUGUGGGUGUGGCUUAUAAGACCUUAGAUAGAAAAGAGAGUAUAAUGGGAGUUAAAAACACUUUCCCUGCUCUCCUCUGUCUGAAUGGCAAAUCAAAACUCUUGCAGAAUAAUGAGAUUACUUGUGCAUUCCCAGUGAUUACUCAGUCCAAAAGAGUUGGAGUUUAUGUGGACUUGGAACUUGGAAGUCUGUCAUAUUACAGUAUUUGUAAUUACACAUCCAGGCACCUACACACACACCACACUAAAUUCAAAGGCCCCUUAUAUACAGGGUUUACUCUUCUGCCUGACUCCUCGGUGACUCUGUGUAAGCUGACAUAAACCUUAAGAGUGAGCAGAUAUUUCAAACGGAAGUUAGACGUUUUAUAGCAUUUUUUUAUCCCAAACACAUAUUAGGUAAAGGUUAAAUUUUACAGAGUGACACAUUAUUUAACAUCUACUAUUAGAUAUAAGUAUGAUGACAUGAUUUCAAUAUUGGGUCACACUAUAUAUUACGUGUCUUUACUAUGUACUUGCAUACAUACUGGUUAUGUAUGUACUGAUUGUGUUGAUGUUGUAUAGCAAAACACUUGUGCAACUAUUGAGGAGGGAUAUGGCUAUAUAAGGUUAGGGACA